UUCACUGUGAACUUUCUAGUUUCCUGAACUUCUUGUUGCAUCAUAUAAUAAUAAUGAAGAAUCUCCUCAUGACCCAGAUGGCGUUUGUCUUGUAUGGAAUAUGAAAUUUAAGAAAACAACUCCAGAAUAUAUAUUUCAUUGCCAGUCUGCUGUGAUGUCAACAUGUUUUGCCAAAUUUCAUCCAAAUUUAAUAAUUGGAGGAACUUAUUCUGGUCAAAUAGUUUUAUGGGACAAUCGGAGUAAUAAACGCACUCCAGUUCAAAGAAGUCCAUUGUCUGCAAGUGCACAUACUCAUCCUGUAUAUUCUGUUCAAGUGGUUGGAACAGAAAAUGCUCAUAAUCUUAUAACAGUUUCUACUGAUGGAAAAUUCCGAACUUGGAGUUUAGAUAUGUUAUCAUCUCCUAUAGAUUCUAUGGAAUUGAACCAACAAAAACAAUCUCGAGCAGUUGCAGCAAGCUGUAUAUCAUUUCCUACUGGUGAUUAUAAUAAUUUUGUUGUGGGAAGUGAAGAAGGCAUUCUUUAUGCAGCUUGUCGUCAUGGCACAAAACCAGGAAUUGUAGAUGUUUUUGAAGGCCAUCAGGGACCAGUGACUAGUGUAAAUAUGCAUCAUGUUCAAGGUCAAGUAGACUUCUCACAUUUAUUUUUAACUUCUUCCAUUGACUGGACUGUUAAACUUUGGAGUUUAAAGGAAAACAAACCAUUGUAUUCAUUUGAGGAUAAUGGUGACUAUGUAUAUGAUGUACAAUGGUCACCAAUACACCCUGCUUUAUUUGCAUCUGUUGAUGGAAUGGGAAGGCUUGAUUUAUGGAAUCUGAACAAUGAUACAGAGUUGCCUACUGUAAGCACUAUUGUGGAUGCAGCAUCUGCAUUAAAUAGAUUGAUGUGGGCUCCUUCAGGUCAUCAGGUUGUUGUAGGUGAUGAUGUAGGAAAAAUAUGGGUUUACGAUGUAGGAGAGCAACUUGCAAAUCCAAAGAGUGAUGAGUGGUCACAAUUUGUACAAACCCUGCAAGAAUUAAAAAAUAAUCAAGUGGAUAAAAACAUAGAUCUGAUGUAUACUCUGUCAUCAUCUCCAUCACCUAUUCGCUAAGCAUCUUUCAAUGAAUCUGAUUUUUCUGAAAGUCAAAUGUUAAUUCAGUGCCUUGUUUACUCAUACUCUGUUUAAUUAGAUUUAAAUUGUUUAUCAGUUGGACAAUGAUUGUUUGCAUUUAUUGAAAUUACUGUCAUUAAAAUUUUGAAUGAAAAAAUAUUUAUUUAUAAUUAUAAAAAUUCUACAAUGGGUGGCCAAUUGAUAAAAUUCAAAUAAUUGCAAAUAAUUUUUUG
Centruroides sculpturatus (bark scorpion) is the source of this 1320-nucleotide messenger RNA. RefSeq names its product cytoplasmic dynein 1 intermediate chain 1-like. Gene Ontology annotation, cellular component: cytoplasmic dynein complex. The record is from RefSeq and is a predicted model, not a curated record. NCBI's taxonomy places the organism in Eukaryota, Metazoa, Arthropoda, Arachnida, Scorpiones, Buthidae. The transcript is spliced from 8 exons. Gene Ontology annotation, biological process: transport along microtubule. Bases 101 to 1087 code for a protein of 328 amino acids. Gene Ontology annotation, molecular function: dynein light chain binding; dynein heavy chain binding.